Molecule: messenger RNA, 2416 nt
Organism: Amphibalanus amphitrite
Lineage: Eukaryota; Metazoa; Arthropoda; Thecostraca; Balanomorpha; Balanidae
Product: GTP-binding protein SAR1b-like
Exons: 6
Coding region: 146-727 (193 amino acids)
Biological process (GO): membrane organization; endoplasmic reticulum to Golgi vesicle-mediated transport; intracellular protein transport
Cellular component (GO): endoplasmic reticulum exit site; COPII vesicle coat
Molecular function (GO): GTP binding; GTPase activity
Source: RefSeq, a predicted model, not a curated record
GCCAACUGUGUACGGAAAGAACUAGACGCAUCUUUAGUUGACGAAUCUCUGUGAUGACGGACAAUUCUUUGUGAAUUAAUAAAAGUAUAUUAUAUUUAGCUUCUAAUAACGAUACAGAGGCCGGCUCUGACACAUAUCGGUCGAAAUGUUCAUCUGGGACUGGCUUACUGGUGUUCUGGGCUACCUUGGUCUGUAUAAGAAGUCGGGGAAGCUGCUCUUCUUGGGCCUGGACAAUGCCGGGAAAACCACACUGCUCCACAUGCUGAAGGACGACCGGAUGGCGCAGCACGUGCCCACCCUGCACCCCACGUCUGAGGAGCUCUCCAUCGGUAACAUGCGGUUCACCACGUUCGACCUGGGCGGCCAUCAUCAGGCGCGGCGCGUCUGGAAGGACUACUUCCCGGCCGUGGACUCGAUCGUCUUCCUGGUGGACGCCAGCGACCGGCAGCGGCUCACAGAGAGCAAGGCGGAGCUGGACUCGCUGCUGACGGACGAGCAGCUCUCCAACUGCCCGGUGCUGAUCCUGGGAAACAAGAUCGACAAACCUUCCGCGACCUCCGAGGACGAACUGCGGAACGUGCUGGGACUCUACGGACAGACCACCGGAAAGAUGAAGAUCCCGCGCAGCGACCUGCCCGGUCGGCCGCUGGAGUUGUUCAUGUGCUCGGUGCUGAAGCGGCAGGGAUACGGCGAGGGGUUCCGCUGGCUGGCCCAGUACAUCGACUGAGAGCUGCGCCGCGCCGCUCCCUCCUCCGGAGCCGGGCCCGGAGCGGCCGGAGCGGCCGGAGCCGGAGCCGGGCCGGAGCGGCCGGAGCCGGGCCCGGAGCGGCCGGCAGCUGCCCGCCGGACCGGCGCCGGGCUGGGUUAGGACUGGUGAGGGCAGCGGACUGAGUGUGUGUGAGGGAGCAGCAGGCGGGCCGGCGCCGGGCUGGGUUAGGACUGGUGAGGGCAGGGCACGCUGAGUGUGUGAGGGAGCAGCAGGCCGGCACCGAGUGUGGGCGGGGGCGACCUCUCUGUCGUCCCGGGCGACUUCUGCGGCUGCUCAGUGGUGCGACUCACCCGUCACUGCGGCCCAGUCAGCGGACUGGGAACGCGGUUAGAGGCGCCGAUCCGGGGACUGGAUGGUCGCGGUGAGAGGCGCCGGUCCGGGGACUGGAUGGUCGUGGUGUCUGAGUCGGCUGGUGAGGCGGCGAUGGUCGUGGUUCAUUGACUAGGCUAAUCAGUUGACCAGGACCUUUGUAUUCUGGCUAGGUUCAUCAGCAGGGUCCUUGUUCUCUGAUUGGUGGGUAAUCCGACUGAGAUAUUGGUCGACUGACUAGGCUAGUAGGGUGACUGAGAUAUUGGUCGACUGACCGGGUUAGCUAGUUGACCGGGGUCUCUGCCUUCUGACUAGGCGGCUGCUCGUUGACGGGGCCGCGGUCCGCUAACUAGGGUCGUGAUCAGCUGUGGCCGUCCGUCGGCCUCUACUGGCUGCCGCGAGCCGUCUGUCCGACUGGCCGGCGCGUCGGCCGGCGCUGAGCUGACCAGCGGCCACUCGACUGGCCGGCGCUGGUGCAGUGACCGGGACGCCGGACCGGGGCCGGUGAGCCGACCGGACGCCGCCGGUGGUGGUGGUGGCUCUGUCCGACUGCGGCGCGGACGUGUCGUGGCUCCCCGCGGUAAAUCACCGCUCCACUGUGCGCUCUCGGUCGCCGCUCCCCGGGGGUAAAUCACCGCUCCACUGUGCCGACUCUGUUGUCGUUAUUUUUACAGGGGCCGCCGGGCUGCCCUCCCAGGGUCGCCCCGGGGGCGGGGGGGGGGGGGGCGGUUUGACCCGGCCUCCAUGACGCCCCGUUCGCCGUCAAAUUGUCAAUGGCCGCCACUCCGCGGUCAGGGUGUACCGGUGACAUGUACCCGCCGGGACAGGGGGGAGAAGUCCGACCCGCCCGCCCGCCGGGUGGUAAUGCGGCGCCGGCGCGUUUUAUCGCUAUUGUCCGCGGUUCUGGUUUAGGCGUGAUAUGUAUAGUGAAAUAUACCCAUAUUCUGUUUAAGUUUACCCCACGGCGCGGCUAGGAAAUUGCGUAUACCGUAUCUGAUAGCGUCUGGUUAAGUUAUUGCUAAGUGUGACGCACGGGGACUGGUGUGGGACCGCGCAGCUGAUACAGCGCACUGUGGGGGUAUUUUCUGCUGCACCUCCCAAAUCCACUGUACUCAGCCCCCAGUGACUGUGCAGGCGUCUGUAAACCUCUCCGGACUUUACCGAUCGGUCAUCUGUCCAGCAAUCAAAACUCUCCUCUGUGAACACCCACCGGCCCCGUGCGCGCGCGGGCGCCGCCGCUGUGCGUGCCUGUCGGCCUCCGGUGACGUCACGCGGUGUACUGGUGACGUCACGCGGCCGUGCCGGUGUCCGGGCUCUCAAUACACCUCUGUCUUCGUG